Molecule: messenger RNA, 1437 nt
Organism: Archocentrus centrarchus (flier cichlid)
Lineage: Eukaryota; Metazoa; Chordata; Actinopteri; Cichliformes; Cichlidae
Product: tRNA methyltransferase 10 homolog B-like
Exons: 9
Coding region: 97-1020 (307 amino acids)
Biological process (GO): tRNA N1-guanine methylation
Cellular component (GO): nucleus; nucleoplasm
Molecular function (GO): tRNA binding
Source: RefSeq, a predicted model, not a curated record
CGUUUCCAGCACAGGCAUGUGUCUGGGUAUGUCCUCCUCUGUCUGCGUUUACUGAGCUUUUCAGGGGAUACCUGCGGAGCCAGCAGGCAGACUGAGAUGGCUCAAACCGGGCCGGAAACGUGUGAAUCGCGGCUGGAUGGAGCUGCAGAGCUCCUGGAGCUGCUUCACAUCGACGUGGAGAUUGACGCUGUGCACCCCAAGCCCGGGAGAGAAGAUUUGCCCUGUUCUAGGAACGUGCUGAGGAAGCAGCGACACUGGGAGAAGCAGCUGGCUGCAAAGAAGAGCAGGAGGAAGGAAGAGAAGCUGAGGAGGAAGAUGAAUCGUGAGCUGGAGUCCGGCGCUAGCACAGACCGUCCUCAGCUUACCAAACGGGUCAUGAAGGCGAUCACUAAAGAGCGUUUAGCUGAGGCUCGGUCGACAGGCCUCAAAGUCUGUGUCGACCUCAGUAUGACGGACUGCAUGUCUGACAAGGAGAUUAGCCGACUGGCCGGCCAGUUGAGACGACUUUACGGGUCAAACAAGAAGGCGACUCGACCGUUUCACCUGUUUCUGACAGACCUGAGAGAGGACAGUCGUCUCUACAGAGAGUGCGUGCGAAUGAAUGACGGCUUCCUCAACUACACGAUGGAUAUAACAGAGGAAAGCUGUCUGGACCUGUUUCCUCCAGAAACUGUUGUCUACCUCACUCCAGAUGCUGAAGAAGCUUUGGAAACAGUGGAUGCUGACAAAGUUUAUGUCCUUGGUGGUCUUGUGGAUGAAAGCAUCCAGAAGAAGUUGAGUCUCUCCAGAGCCCGAGAACUGAGCGUCCAAACAGCGAGGCUGCCCAUAGAUGAGUACAUGGUGAAAAAGAACAACACAAAGAAUUUCCACUCAAAGAUCCUGGCUGUUAAUCAAGUUUUUGACAUCUUGUUGACUUUCUGCGACAGCAGCAGCUGGACAGAAGCUCUGCAGACGUGGUUUCCUCCAGGGAAGGGUUAUGUGGUUGCAGCAGGUGAUUCACCACCUCAACCUGCAACAUAGAAUCAUCACAAAGAACAGUGACAUUAUUUAACAUCAUCUUAACUACUGAAGCUCCUGCUGAAGGACAUUAAUAGAACAUGACUGUUCAUGUUGCUGGUGGGAGCUGACACACUGUGACAACUGCUGUUCAGUCACUUUAACACAGGAACAGAUGUUUAUUAGCUUUAAACAGAUUUCAGGGAAUUGUAUGAACACGCAAGAACAUUUGUGAGAUUUUUACACUUUUUUUUAGAGUUCAUGUGAUUAUUUGCCAACGUCAGCAUUGGUGAACACCAGCAUUAUGAGCAUUAUAUAAAAUGUUCAAAUCCUGAAGUGUUUGGUGGUAAAAAUGUCAUUAUUUUUUAACAGUUCUGUUUUAUAUGAACCUUUAUAAAAAUAUUGUUUUUAAACUACAUGUAUAUAAAGAGAUUUUUUUAA